GAGGAAUACAAACUUCAUGAAUGGAGACUUCAUACCUGAACUGGGAAGUCCAUCAUGUCCCCUAGCUACUUGGGGUUAAGACUCGUGGAUUGCUUUGGUAUCUCUCAUGGCACGUUGUCCAUGUCUAUCUUGAGUAUAGUGAACGGCUCUCUUUAUUCUUCUAUUCUUGUUCUAGGAUAUGGAUAAUAACAUCCUCUUCGUCUUCCUGGAGAUUAUACUCGCCCUGUGUAUCGUGUCCUUGAAUCUUUUGGUCUGUGUCACUGUAUACCUACACAAGGAGCUGAGGACAGUCACCAAUUUCCUAAUUGUGAGCUUAGCUGCGGCAGACAUUGGCGUCGGAGCACUUGCCAUCCCGUUCUCCAUCGUACUGAGUAUGGAAUACACACUCUGCUUCUAUACCUGCAUUUUCAUCACCUGCUUUCCUUUGGUCACCACGCAAUUCUCCAUUCUCCUUCUUCUUCUCAUCGCAAUCAAUGCCCAUCUGAAGAUUAAACUCCCAAACAGCUACUCCGCAUGCGUGACCAAUCGCCGCCUGGCUUUAGCUGUGAUACUUUGUUUCCUGCUCUCCUGCCUCAUUGGCUUCUCUCCGAUGAUGGGUUGGAACCAGUUUCAGCAAUAUGUAGGUGGCAACAGGUCUCUAUCUGCCUCAGAGAGGUCCUUGAGAGGUCUCCUACUUUCACGCAGCGCAAGAGAUCUUUCCAAGGCUUAUUUCAGCCACAAAGAGGUCUCAAACACCAGCAAGGUUCAUGGGGACCACCUGGGUUGUUGUACCCUUACUGCGGUGUUCAGCCCAGAAUACCUUGUCUACUUUGUGUUUUUUGGCUGUACUCUGCUGCCCUUGCUCAUCAUGCUGGCCAUUUAUGCCGAUAUCUUCAGAGUGGCCCGAAACCACCUUAGGUCUGCAAAGAAGUGGGAAACACAUAUGACGCAGACCCUUCUCCUCUUGGUUGGAAUCUUCUGCUUGUGUUGGAUCCCACUCAAUGCCAUCAACAGCCUUAGGCUCCUUUGUCGAUCCUGCACCGUCCCUAACUCUAUUAUAUUCUUGGUUGUGCUGUUCUCACAUAUGAACUCAUUUGCUAAUCCUCUCGUCUAUGCCAUGAGGAAGAAAGACUUUGGCACUGCCCUUAGAUCUGUGUUUCUACGCUUCUUGAACUGCUGGCCAUCACCCAAGGUUUGCUGCAACAGAGCGAAGGUUCAUCCGCAACCCAGCUGACAUGGCGUCACCUCCAUACGCUUCAGCCCCUAUUCACAAUGAACACUACUUUGUAUGUAUUUCAUAAAUGUAAAUGAAACAGAGCAAAACAGUUGCUGGCUGUGAUGUAGAGCUAUAACUAAACCAAAAGGUAAUCCUUUAAAAGAAAAAAAUAUUAAUUCUCCUUAUCCUUUUUACUCUUCUGAUCAGAAAAUGCUCAGUAACCUGGAAGUUCCCUCAAUAUCCUAAAUACAUAUUUAAUUUCAG
Messenger RNA from Spea bombifrons (plains spadefoot toad), 1459 nucleotides. RefSeq names its product adenosine receptor A1-like. The record is from RefSeq and is a predicted model, not a curated record. Lineage: Eukaryota; Metazoa; Chordata; Amphibia; Anura; Pelobatidae. Bases 179 to 1213 code for a protein of 344 amino acids. The transcript is spliced from 2 exons. Gene Ontology annotation, molecular function: G protein-coupled adenosine receptor activity. Gene Ontology annotation, cellular component: membrane. Gene Ontology annotation, biological process: G protein-coupled adenosine receptor signaling pathway.